Messenger RNA from Diatraea saccharalis (sugarcane borer), 2220 nucleotides. The record is from the annotation of a GenBank genome assembly. NCBI's taxonomy places the organism in Eukaryota, Metazoa, Arthropoda, Insecta, Lepidoptera, Crambidae.
AUGUCUGCUGUAUCUAGAAUUAAAAGAAUUUUGGAUUUAUCCUUAAAUAAAGAAAAAGAUGAUGACGUCUGCCCCAAUAGUCACUUAAAUAAGAAUAAGGAAUGUCCUAAUCUUGAAUCAUCCAAUCAACAUGAUAGUAGAGCCAGUUCUCCAUUGCCGCCGGGAGCCGAAAAUAUUUUCAACGAUUUAGCAGACGUAUACCACGACGUGUUUAAUAGCGAUAAAGAAAAUAUGGCUUGUGAACAACUUCAUGAUAUACCAGUAAACAUUACUGCACCACCACAACCUGCCGCCUGCAAAGAAACCAGUUCAUCGAAACAUGAAAAUGAGAUUGCACAAAUAUCUAAUGAUGCUGCCUGCUGUCAAGCUGCUUUGUCACCAGUUGUCGACCCUGAGAUAGUCAUAGACCAUCAAUAUGAACAUUCUGCCUCUGCCAACCACCUUGCCUCUGUCUCAUUGCUAGACACUAACCAAACUACUGAAGAGGUUCCGAGUCCCUUUAUUCUCGAGGUAAACCCUAGCUUUAAUAACUCUCCCAAUAUUUAUAUUGAAGAAUUCGAAGAACCAGCUGUAUCCACACCAUCAUCGUCACAAAAUAUGGUUUUAGCUACACCAAUGCCCUCGCCAUUAAAUAAUCAUAAAAAAUGUGCUGAUGCCUUUUGUCCCGACCAUUCCGAUUGGAUAAAUUCAGUUCAAUUACAUACUAAUGGUAUAUCUUCACUAAAUACACCGAAACCUAAACAAAAAAAGGGUAAAAAACGCUUGGUAUUAAAGAAUGACUGGUCUGACGCGAAACGCAAAUGUUUGAAAAAUCAUGGAAAGAGCUAUGUAUCAAAAAGAGGCAAGUUUGUUGAUCCUAAAGUUAUGGGUAAGCCAUGUGGUUGUCGUUAUUUUGAAAGCGACAACCGCGGUAAGCAUAAACAUCACAAAUCUGUUAUUACUGAUGACAUGGUUAAGAGUGUUUGUGAUCAUGUAAAUUCAUUUGUACCGGUUGAAUCACACUUUAUUCGAAAAGAUUCGACAAAGUUAUAUCUAGAUGGUAGUCUCAGUAUUAGUCAAAUGUUUAAAUUAUAUAAUGAGUGGUUUGAUGAAAGCCUAUAUUCGUCGAAAGUCUUUACGGAAAGGCAGUAUAGGGAGAUUGUUAAUAAAAAUUUCAACCUUGGAUUUCAUAUGCCAAAAAAGGACCAGUGUGAAGUGUGUCACGCUUAUCGCAACACCACUACUCACACUGAUGAAGAAACGAGGAAAUAUGAAAAACAUCUCAACUCAAAGAAAACUGCACGUGCCCUGAAGCAGAAGGACAAAGAAGAUGCCCAAAAGUCUAAUGAGUCGAUCGUUACAGCUGUUUUCGAUUUUCAAAAAGUGUUGACGUGUCCACAUGGGCAAAUCAGUAUUUUCUACUACAAGCGUAAAUUAUCGGCUUUUAACUUCACAAUAUUUAAUAUGGGCCAAAAGAAGGCUGUUUGUUACAUAUGGGACGAGACUAUAGCAAAACGGGGAGCCAAUGAGGUAGGAAGCUGCUUACUAGAUUAUAUUGAGAAUUGUUCUACACAGGGUGCUGAAGAAUUUCGUUUCUGGUCCGAUAAUUGUGCGGGCCAGAAUCGUAACAGGUUUGUCUUUGCUAUGUUUUUGUUUGCAGCCAAAAAAUUUAAUGUUUCAAUCACACAUCACUUUCUCGAGAAAGGGCACACGCAAAACGAGGGUGAUAGUGUCCACGCCCUCAUAGAACGUUCGGCUCGAUCAAAAACAAUUUACACCCCGGAAGAAUGGCGACUACUUACACGCUGGGCAAAAACUGAAGGAGAACCAUAUUUGGUAAAGAACAUGGAGCAGGAACACUUCUAUAAUUUCAAGAGUACUGUUAAUGACAAACAUUGGAAUAAAACUGUCAACAAGCAAAAAAUAUUAUGGACUAAAAUUAAAGAAGUGUUUGUCGAUAAAUCUGAUCCAAAUAAAUUGUAUUUUAAAUACGAUUUAAAUCAAGAAUUUUACGAAUGCUUGGUUUUUCGGAGUGAAACCAGGCACUCAUCGGUAGUACCCAAUUUGGAACGUGCUUAUUCGUCACCUCUCAAGCUACCAAAACUGAAAUACAAUGAUCUAGUAAGUAUGUGCAAUACCGGCGUCAUUAAUGCAAGUAAUGCAGUCUAUUUCCGAUCACUGCCCUACAAUAAUGAAAGCACUGCAAACAACGACGAUUUAAGUGAUGACGAUGAGAAUUAG